Molecule: messenger RNA, 5125 nt
Organism: Sesamum indicum (sesame)
Lineage: Eukaryota; Viridiplantae; Streptophyta; Magnoliopsida; Lamiales; Pedaliaceae
Source: RefSeq, a predicted model, not a curated record
GUAGAAAAAUAAAUUAGUGCAGAGGAAAAGCAAAGGGCCGCUCUCCUCCGCCGACAGCCCUCAGCCACUGUGUCUUCUUCGCUAAGGGGAUACCAUUUUGGUGGCUGGUACAGAUCACCCAAACUUAAGCUGGUUUUGGGACUCGAAUCCAUGAGACUAGCGGCAUUGAUUUGGUAAAUCUGUUGGUCUUUCGCAUGUUCUUUGAUUAUAAUACUUGUGUUAAUCGUAGUUUUUGAUUAAGUUGGCGUGAGCGCUAAUGACAAAGCCUUUGUUUUCUCAAAUCUGCCGGGAGAGCCUGCAGGCUUUGCAUUGAAUUGUCAUUACUUCAAACAAGGAUAAUUCUGAAAAGUAUAUUAUUAUUCUAAUAAUAUUUAUUCAUAGCCUUUUAGCGUUCUCUUACAAAGUUUGUAUGUCAUUAAUCAAAUUGUGGUUGAUAGUCUGUGAUUGAACUGAAUGUCGGCGUGAAAUCUUCUUCUCCGCACCAUUUUCUGAGGUACCAAUCGAGUUUGGUAGUCUAUUCCUCUGACUGAAAUGGGUGCCUGUGAUCGAAGUAUGCAUUUCGCAGUGCUACCCAACGCAAGCUCGCCGUUCCAAUAUUCAAUUCUUGGAAAAACUACGGCCAAGCCGGUUGAUUUCCAGCUAUCUCAUCUGUUUCCUUCAGAAACAACGGGGAGUUAAUGAGCUAUAUACUAAGAAUUAGCAUUCAGAAGGAGAGGAUGUCCAAGAACUAUGAUAAUUGGGAGAGGCUAGUGUCCGCUGUCUUGCGGAAAGAGCAGCUUUGGCAACUUUUUCAUGCUCAAUCCAGGAGCCCCAGCAUCCUAUCUGAAGCAUCCGGUUUCAGUUCCAGUGCCCAUUCGAGUUGUGUCCUUCAAGAUGUGGCCUUAGGCUUUUCACAAUCUGCAAGUCCAUCCACAUAUCGGCAGCAAAUGGAAAAUGGGGCUGUGAAGUUACUGAUGCAGCUUCCAAAGUUGGUUUUGGUUUCAGGUUUUCCGCUUGCUUUUAAUGUUGGAGACGUAGUCGUGUCUUCUGCUGAGUUUCUUGGUAGUGGAACUUUUGGGAGUACGUAUAUAGUUGCAAUGGAGGGGUAAAAAUUGUGGUGAAGAGAUUGAUGCCCAUUGAUAUUUCAGAGGCGAAUUUCAACCGUCAGAUGGAGAUUGUACGAAAUGUUAGGCACCAGAAUGUGGCUGCAUUUAAGGACUUACUAUUUUUCAGAAGGCGAAAGGCUCAUGCUAUAUGAUUGUUACAUGGACAAACUGGUGAGAAUCCUGUUCAUGUGGACUGGGCAACCAGACUAAAAUUGCUAUUGGUACUGCAAGGGGUAUUGCUAGAAUUCACACACAAAAUGGUGGGAAGCUUGUCCAUGGAAACAUAAAAUCGUCAAAUAUUUUCCUGAAUCCACAACAGUAUGGUUGUGUGUCAGACCUUGGUGUGGCAAAUAUGGCAGCAAGUCCAUUUAGAAGUAUGUCCCAAGCAUCGGACGUCUAUAGCUUUGGAAUUCUUCUAUUUGAACUUCUGACUAGAAAGUCCCCUGUACAUGUCCCUGGUGGUACUGAGGCUGUUGACCUAGUCAAGUUGGUUAGUUCUGUAAAAGCCAAGGAUAUGACUGCAAAGGUAUUUGAUACGGACCUAUUGAAAUAUCCCACCAUAAGGGAACAAAUGAUGGAGGUGCUGCAAAUGGGAAUAAGUUGUGUAGCUAAAUCCCUGAAAAGAAGACCUAAAAUGUCUGAAGUGGUGAAGUUGUUGGAGGAUAUUAGAACCAUCAACAUGGUAACUAGUGUUUUCUCAGGACCAAAACUUGUAUUUGUUGCAGAUGAAAAUCCCACAUUUGACCUUGAGGAUAUGUUAAUGGCUUCUGGUCAGAUUCUAGGGCACGGAACAUUUGGUACUGCUUUCAGAGCGAGAUUUGACAAUGGAGAUACUAUCAUGGUAAGGAGAUUGAGGGAUGUGAUUGCAUCCUGGGAAUUGCAGCAGCAUAUGGAGAUCAUUGGAAGAAUUAGGCACGAACAUGUUGCUAAAUUAAGGGCAUACAUCAUUAAGAAAGAGGAAGCUCUAUUGGUGUAUGAAUAUUACAAUCAGAACAGUAUAUAUGCCUUGCUACAUGCUUAUUAUGCUAUACAGGCUUAUCCUAACACAUUAUACCUCGGCGGUUAGUGAUUACAAUCUAAUUAAUUUUCUCCAUCAUGCAGGGAAAAGAGGCACCACAAAGACACAUUUAGAUUGGGAGACCCGAGUAAGAAUUGCAGUGGGCGCAGCAAGGGGCAUUGCUCACAUCCACCAACAAGAUGGUGGGAAGCUUGUUCAUGGAAAUAUAAAAUCCUCAAACAUUUUCCUCAAUCAACAAAACUACGGUCUCGUCUCUGAUGCUGGAUUGCGACAACUGACAAAUCCUAUCAACCGAAACAUUUCGCGAGGCUACUGUGCCCCAGAAGUCCAAGACACCAAGAAUGCCUCCCAAGCUUCUGAUGUCUACAGCUUUGGAGUUGUGCUACUUGAACUUGUCUCUGGAAGACGAACUCAAGGGACGACAAGUCUUGGUAAGGUUGUCUCAAUAGUUGAUUGGAUCCAAUCUUUGAGCCCCGAAGAUUGGACUGCUAAAGUGAUUGAUCAACGUCUGAGGCAUCACAAUGAGGAGGCAAUGGUACAAGUGUUGCAAAUAGGAAUGGAUUGUGCUGCCGCGGUCCCUCAACGCAGAUAAUGCCUCAAGUGAAAAUGGGUACGGCUCCGGAGCCAUAUUUUGUCCGCAAUCUCGUCGCUUUUCUUGAGUUCGGGUCGCCGUUGGUAUUGCAGCUUGCAUCCAAGACAAUGGGGCAGAAGCUUAGGAGAAGAUGUCUGCUAUCUAUGAUAACUGGGAGAGGCUGGUUGAUGCUGUUCUGCGAAAACAGCAGCUGUGGGAACUUUUUCAUGAUCACUCUAGGAGCCCUAGCAUCCGCUCCGAAGCAUCGGACUUCAGUUCUAGCUUCAAUUCAAGUUCUUCCCUUCACGAUCUGGCCUUGGACUUUUCAAGGCUUGCAAGUUUUCCGAGGUCACGUAAAGCGACCCGAAGGCUGGCUCUUGUUUCAGAUUUUAGUUCUGGUUUUGAUGUUGAAGAUGUAUUCCUGGCUUCAGUCGUCUUACUUGGGAGGGGAACUUUUGGGAGUACUUACACGGUUGCAAUGGAAAAUGGGGUAAAAAUUGUGUUGAAGAGAUUGAAGUCUACGAAUAUUUCAGAACAAGAGUUCAAAAGUCAGAUGGAGGUUGUUGGAAAUGUUAGACAUGAGAAUGUGGCUGCCCUAAGAGCUUAUUAUUCUUCGGAAGACGAAAGGCUCAUGCUGUGUGAUUAUUACAGUGAUGGGAGCGUCCAUGCAUUGUUACAUGGACAAACUGGUCAAAAUAAGUCUCAUAUAGACUGGGAAACCAGACACAGAAUUGCGAUUGGUGCUGCAAGGGGUAUUGCCGCAAUACACGCGCAAAAUGGUGGGAAGCUUGUCCACGGAAACAUAAAAGCAUCAAAUAUUUUUCUUAAUUCUCAAAAGUAUGGCUGUGUAUCAGAUCUUGGCUUGGCGACCAUGGUAGAGACAGUAUUCGUGCCAACUGCAGGGUUCUAUCCUCCAGAAGUCAAGAAUGCUAGAGAUAUCUCCCAAGCAUCGGAUGUCUAUAGCUUUGGGAUUCUGCUACUGGAACUUCUCACUAGAAAAUCCCCCGCACACAUCCCUGGUGGUCCUAAGUCUGUUGACCUAGUGAAGUUGGUUACUUCUGUGAAAAGCAAGGAGAGGGCUGCUAAGGUAUUUGAUGCAGAACUAUUGAGGUAUCCUAUGAUAAGGGAACAAGCGGUCAUAAUGUUGCAAAUAGGAAUAACAUGUGUAGAAAAAUCAAAAAAGAAGAGACCUAAAAUGCUUGAAGUAGUGAGGAUGUUAGAGGAUAUUAAUACAAUGAACCGUGGAAGUACAGUGAAUCCACAAAAUCAUGUUUCCUUAAGAAGAAAACUUGAAUUCUUUGGGGAUGCUAAUCCUAAAUUUGAGCUUGAGGAUUUGUUAAGGGCUUCUGCUGAGGUGCUUGGGAAAGGAACAUUUGGGACAUCUUACAAGGCAAGAUUAGAAAAUGGAAACACAGUCGUGGUGAAGAGAUUGAAGGAUGUAAGUGUAUCAUUUGAGGAUUUUCUGAAGCACAUGAAUGUCAUUGGGAAAAUAAGGCAUGAGAACGUUGGCAAACCAAGGGCAUACUACUAUUCAAGAGAUGAGAAGCUCUUGGUGUAUGAUUGCUAUGAUGAACAGAGCUUAUCUGAUUUGCUACACAAGAAAACAGCUUUGGGUUGGACACCUUUAGAUUGGGAGACCCGUCUGAAAAUUGCAGUGGGCGCAGCAAGGGGUAUUGCUCACAUCCAUGGACAAGAUGGUGAGAAGCUUGUACAUGGAAAUAUAAAAUCCUCAAACAUUUUCCUCGAUGGACAAAGAUAUGGGAUUGUCUCUGAUGUUGGAUUGACAAAACUGAUGAAUCCAAUGGGCUGGUUGGUUAUGCGGUCUCAAGGCUCCUAUGCCCCAGAAGUUAUAGAGACCAGCAAGGUGUCUCAAGCUUCUGAUGUCUACAGCUUUGGAGUUGUGCUGCUUGAACUUGUCACAGGACGGACAUCUUCUCAAACAACCAUGUUAGAUGAUGCCAUCUCACUAGUUAACUGGGUUCGGUGGACCUCUGAAGUGAUUGAUGUAGAACUUCUGAGGUAUCCAGGUGAGGAGGAAGCAAUGGUACAAUUGCUGCAAAUAGGAAUGGACUGUGCUGUCCCUAUCCCGGAGCGCAGACCAAGAAUGGCUCAAGUGGUGAGAAUGUUGGAGGAAAUCAGUGGCAUCGAACCAGCGGAUGAAUCGAGAUUGGAAGAUAGAUGGGAGCAACCAUCCAUUGGGUCAAGAUUGGAAGAUCUAUUGGAGGAUCUGUUGCCCACACUCAUACCAUAAAUAGUGGUAGCACAUCAGGACAUUUCCUCUUUGAGGUUGGAAGUUGUGAAUAAGUAAUUCCAUAGCGCCUUGAUGUUGUGCCUGGAAAAUUAAUGUCUUUUUUAUUCCUUGAUAACAUCUACUUGAUAAUGUUAAAUCCAUGUCGAAUUUGAUUGUGUAUGAUGUUCUAAAUAAAAAUAAAUGAGUCUGUAUCUUUCUUU